AUGGCGAAUCCAGAUACAGGGCUGCCGUCGCCAUCUUCUGGAACGGCGGCGCUGUCAUCUUACUUCAACGGUACUGUGGCUGCCCCCGAUCAGCCAAGCGCAAGUGCUGCGCAGUUGUCGCAUCCAUUUUCUCCCUCAGAGCAGAGUUCUGUCAGUAAUCAACGUGAUCAAACAUUAUCUCCGACUCAGUCCUCUCUUCAUCCUCUUCCUACAAAACCAGUCAGCCAGCUCUCUUCUCAAGCGGCCACCCCAGCCAUGAUCCAGUCUUCUACACCCACUCUUGCGCAGUCCAAGCCCCGCAUAAGGGGUGGUUUUGAAGUUGAUGAUGAUCCUGAAGAUGAGGAAGGGACACAAGACGGAAAGGAUGAGGUUGAUGUCUACGAUCCAUCCGUGGGGCUAGACUUCGAUGUCUCUACACCUGCUCCUCUCCUUGCAAAUCAAGACUCCACUCCCCUUAAUAGAGCUUCCCAGUCACCAGAACAAGAAAAUGGAAUCACUCCUGUUCCUGUCCAGGCCACUGGUAGUCCUGCUGACGCUGACCUUUCUUCUUCCACUACUCUUCCUUCUGGUGCCAGUGCUGAUGUGCGUGCUGCCACUGCCACACCUUCUCACACUGCUCCUGAUCAUCCGACUCAGAAUUCUCCACCUCGCUCGCAUGUGAAUGCCUCUGUUGCUCCAGGCUUACCCAAGUCGCGACUAGCUCAUGAUGUGGUUGGUAUCCUGGAAGAUCGCAUCAAGGAUGACCCUCGUGGUGACAUUGAUGCAUAUCUUGAACUAAUCGACGAAUUGAAGAGUCGAAACAAGCAAGAAGAUGUCCGUCGGGUGUACGAGCAAUAUCUCAAAGUCUUUCCUCUGGCCGCCGAACAAUGGUGUGCAUACGUGAAAUGGGAAGAGGAGCAGGAUCGAAUGCGGGCUAUGGAAACCCUCUUCAAUCGUUCCUUGCUUGAUGUGCUUGAUGUGCAACUCUGGUCUCUGUACAUCAACUACAUCCGCCGGCGGAACAGCAUGCAAACGGGUGACAUCAAUCGCUCGUACACCAUCAUCAACGACUCCUUCACCUUUGCUCUCAAGACGAUCGGCAUGGACAAGGACUCAGGCCAAUUAUGGCAAGACUAUAUCAACUUCCUCAAGACUGGUCCCGGAACUGUUGGCGGGAGCGGCUGGCAAGAUGGGGCAAAAGUCGACGCUCUGCGAGAGGCAUACCAGAAAGCUAUUGCGGUGCCAACCGCAGCAACCAUGCCGCUUUGGAAAGAAUAUGAUGCGUUUGAGACAGGGCUGAACAAGAUCAAUGGUCGAAAAUACCUUCAAGAGAAGUCACCAAUCUAUAUGACUGCCAGAACGGCAUUUACCCAGCUGCAGAACUUGACAAAGGGCCUAAAGAGGACUUCGAGGCCGCAACUUCCACCCGCGCCUGGCUUCGAGGGUCAUGCCGAGUAUAUGCAUCAAGUCAGUCUAUGGAAGACGUGGAUUGAGUGGGAGAAAGAAGAUAACCUUGUUCUCAAAGAUGAAGACCCAGCUUCGUACAAGAAUCGGAUCUUCUUCACAUACAAGCAAGCUCUCAUGGCCCUAGAAUUCUGGCCUGAGAUGUGGUAUGAUGCAGUUGAAUUCUGCUUCAACAAUGGCCUGGACGCUGAGGGUACCAAGCUCCUCAACCAAGGAAUCGCUGCCAACCCAGAGUCCCCCCUGUUGGCGUUUCAACUGGCGGAUCGUAUUGAGGCAUCGACCCAGAACGACGAAGGUGCAGAUCCUGGCGCCAAAGAACGGAUGAAGAAGAUUCGAGAGCCGUAUGACAAACUUCUGGACGCACUCUAUGAUCUGAUCAAGAAAGUAUCGCUCCGUGAGAAGCAGGACAUUCAAAAGGUCGAACUCACUGCUGCUGGCAAUGGAGUUGAGUCGGAGGACGACGACAUCAACGCUUCCAACGUCGCCGCCAAGAAGGCUGCCAUUGAUAGUCAGAUUGAGACGAUCAAGAAGACUGCCCAAGCACAGACCGAUGUCCUCAGUCGAAUGGUCUCGCAUGUUUGGAUUGCGCUGAUGCGAGCAACCAGACGAGUGCAGGGGAAAGGAUUGCCAACAGAACGGGGACCUAGUGGGUUCCGUGCUGUCUUUGGCGAGGCACGUAAGAGAGGCAAGCUUACGAGCGACUUUUAUGUCGAAUCUGCGCGCAUUGAGUGGCAAUGCUACCGGGAUCCUACCGGUACCAAGAUCCUCGACCGUGGUAUGAAGCUGUUUCCCGAAGACGACUACCUCCCGUUGCAGUACGUCAAGCACCUCUUUGAUAUCAACGAUGUCACGAAUGCACGAGCGGUUUUCGAAACUACGGUCAAGAGACUCCUGGCUCACGAUGACGCCGCACAUACAGCAAAGGCCAAACCGUUGUUUGCUUUCCUGCACGACUACGAAUCCAAAUACGGUGAACUGGCUCAAGUCCAGUCGCUGGAAGAGCGGAUGAAGAAGCACUUCCCGGAAGAUCCUAUGCUCAAACUCUUCUCCAGCCGAUACAACACAUCCACCUUUGACACCAUCAACGCGUACCCCGUCAUCUCACCACACCAAGUCAAGCCUCUGCAGACUGCGGUCAUGCCGUCGGUGGAGAUGCCGGAAGUCGUCAACUCGCCCAUACAGAAGGUGAUCGACGCGAUUACAACCAACUCUCCGAAGCGGCCAUUCCCAGAUGAUUUUGAGGAUGUCGGGCCACGUAAACUGGCACGCGGUGAGUCGCCCUUGAAGGGUGCAGCGGGCCGCCGCAUGAAUCAACAGCAGCAGCAGCAACAACAACAGCAGCAACAACAGCAGCAGCAGCAGCAGCGUCAGAUCAACCCUCCCAUCGGGAUGCCACAGUUCCAAGCUCCUCCCCCAUUACCCCCAGCAGUUGUUUACCUUCUGAGCAUCCUACCAAAGGCUUCGACGUAUGUCGAUACCAGAUUUGACGCCACGAAGAUCAUGGAGCUCAUUCGAGACGUUCGUCUACCUCCGCCAGCAGCAGUUCCAGCGCAGCACAGCCAGACUCCAGCCCCAGCACCUCAGCCAGGUUGGCCAGCUUAUCCGCAUCCACCAGUGCCGAUCCCGCCUCAAGGCUUCGCGCCGCCGCCUAGCGUUACACAAAGUCCAUACGGGGGAGGUAAGUGGCUGUCAUAG
Fonsecaea multimorphosa CBS 102226 is the source of this 3138-nucleotide messenger RNA. RefSeq lists its product as uncharacterized. Gene Ontology annotation, biological process: mRNA 3'-end processing. The transcript is spliced from 3 exons. Bases 1 to 3138 code for a protein of 1045 amino acids. Gene Ontology annotation, cellular component: nucleus. Lineage: Eukaryota; Fungi; Ascomycota; Eurotiomycetes; Chaetothyriales; Herpotrichiellaceae. Gene Ontology annotation, molecular function: mRNA binding; protein binding. The record is from RefSeq and is a predicted model, not a curated record.